Amblyraja radiata (thorny skate) is the source of this 7873-nucleotide messenger RNA. RefSeq names its product DOP1 leucine zipper like protein B (gene dop1b). Gene Ontology annotation, biological process: Golgi to endosome transport. NCBI's taxonomy places the organism in Eukaryota, Metazoa, Chordata, Chondrichthyes, Rajiformes, Rajidae. Gene Ontology annotation, cellular component: endosome; trans-Golgi network. The record is from RefSeq and is a predicted model, not a curated record.
UCGCCGCGUUCUAUUGGAGCGUCGAUACACGCGGAAAUGUCACCGCGUUCAUUUCGUCCGCCUACGAGCUCUUGACGCAAGUCCCCUCCCUCCCCGAGUCCGGAUUCCUCCCCUCCCCUCCCCGUCCAGUCCGUCUCCGGCUGCGGCUGUCACUGCGGGGCUGGACUGAGUAAUAGACAAUGAGAAAGAGCAAUGGAUCCAGAAGAGCUAACCUUGAUAAAUGACUACAGAUACCGAAGUUAUUCUUCCACAAUCGAUAAAGCUUUGAAGAACUUUGAGUCAUCCAGUGAAUGGGCAGAUCUUAUCUCGUCACUGGGAAAGCUUAACAAGGCACUCCAGAGCAAUUUGAAGUACUCCCUCCUGCCCAAGCGCCUGAUCAUUAGCAAAAGGCUGUCACAAUGCUUGCACCCAGCAUUGCCCAUCGGCGUCCAUCUGAAAGCAUUGGAAACGUAUGAAAUCAUAUUUAAGAUCAUUGGCAUCAAAUGGCUGGCCAAGGACUUGUUCUUUUACAGCUCGGGCCUGUUUCCGUUGCUGGGCAAUGCUGCGAUGUCGGUGAAGCCGGUGCUUCUUGGACUCUACGAGAAGUACUAUCUCCCACUACAGAAGGCCUUAAAUCCCAGCGUCCAGGCCUUCAUUACCGGGUUACUGCCAGGACUGGAGGAGGGGUCAGAGAUCUAUGACAGAACGGAUAUCUUGCUGCAGAAGGUAAUUCUCGUGGUGGGCCAGGAGAUCUUCUAUGGAGCGCUGUGGGGGAGUGUCAUUGUGAGCCCUUCCAUCCGUCUUCCCGCCUCUCUCUUCAUCGUCAGCCACAUCAACAAGUCUCUGCCGAGGAAGGAGCAGAAGUAUGUGUUUGGCUCCGACCCUCGCCUCGCAAUGAAAGGGCUGUGUGCCUCUGUGCAGGAUUCCAAUGUCCUUGUGCAACGGAAUACAUUAGAAAUUUUAUUUUAUUUUUUUCCACUUUGCACGUGCCUGGAUCCAACAAAAUCAGUUAUCCCGAUGACCAGGGCAGAGAUGGUGAACGUUCUCUCUGCUGCUCUUCAUGCCAUACUGAGAAGAGACAUGUCCUUGAACAGGCGACUAUAUGCAUGGCUAUUGGGUACAGAUAUCAAAGGAGGCAUGGUGACCGCACACACGGACUUCUCGUCCGAAGAUGAAGUCAAGACUUACUUUGAGGAGCAUUCUAAGGACUUGUUGGUUCGAGCAUUGACAAAAUCUUUGCAACAAGUCAACCCUGAACUUGAUCAGGAUCAUGGACCUCAGGUGCAUCUGAAGCCCUUCCGCAUUCUAAUCAGCCUGCUUGACAAACCGGAUUUGGGCCCACAGGUGAUCGGGGACUUGCUGCUGGAAGUGGUCAGAGCUUUUUACUCCAUCUGCAAACAGUUGCUGGAUCUGGAUGUCCAGUCAAGCCAGGACGAGAGUCUGAUCUUAAGCAAAAUGAAAGAGAGUAAGAAUGCGUCAGAAGUGAUAAAGACGGUGAACGUACUGAUCAGCACGCUGAGCACGGACUACCUGUGGGAUUACGUCACUCGGCUUUUUGAAGACUGCAUCAGGAACAGAUCUCCGCAGGUGAACCAGAUGGAAGAAGAAAAUUGCAGUCCCCCUCCCACUGUUGAAGAACUCUGUACGUUGUUGGUGUUCCUGUUAGAAGUCAUUCCAUUGGAACUGUACACUGAGAUUCAGACUCGGUACCUCCCUCAGAUGCUGUGUCAUGUUGUCCGAUGUUUAAUGGAGCACAUGGACAGCCUGAGUCUGCAGGAGCUGACGAAGAGCCUGAAGAUGUGCUGUGCGACGCUCUCCAAAAUCCAGCUGCCUGCGGCCUUCAUGGACACGGAGGCGGGAGGGACCGGGGAGGUCGAGUCGGAUGGUGGGAGACCAGCCGAGAGUCCCUCGCAGGAGGACGGUGGCGAGGCGCUGUCUGACGGUGACCACAGUCCGGAGGAAGGCGCGGACACGGCGUUCCCUCCGUUGUGCUCGGAGGACAGCGGGAUCGGCCUGAGCGUCAUGGCGAGGGAGCGGUCCCGGGACGAGGGCGGGCCGAAGGUUUCGUCGGAAGAUGGCGAGGUGUGGAGGAGCAGCGGGAGCAUCCAGACCACGCUGCGGAACGUGCAGUGGCUCCUCGCCCACUUCUCCCUGGGCCACAUCUUCGGGGCGAGCUGCCGGGUGCAGGGAGGAGACGGGCAGGCGGUGGUGGCCAAGGAGGGGCGGAAGGGGUGGGGGCAGAGGAAGCCCAUCACCCUGUCGCAGUUUAAGCAGAUGCUCUCGGACUUCUUCUCCGUCCGCGAGCCGGCCCAGCGGUCCAAGAGGAGGCAGCGAGGCUCCUUCACGCCGGCCGACGGGCUGAAGGGAGGCAAGGGGGACGAGGGCUGGGAUGUGGACCAUCUGCUCCAGGAGGUGGAGGAGGUGACGCCAGAGUGCCGGCUGGCGUUCGCCGCGAUCUGCCAGCUGCUUGUGGACUGUAGCAGCUUCCCCAUCUACAUGACCUUCCGAGAGAUGGAGACCUUCCACACGUCCGACCACCGGGAUGUCGGUGAUGGCGAUGCUUGCCUUCCUCUCUGGCUGAAGUCCCUCAUGACCCUGUCUUGCUGCAUCAGCGACUGCCACAUACAGAACGUAGCCAUAUCCACUCUGCUGGAAAUCAUCAAUCACUCUCACUCCUUAGCGCUUGUUAUCGAAGACAAGGUCAAGCGUUACAAAAGUUCUGAAUACAGAGCGUUCCUUGAGAAAUUGCAAAUGAUCACUGCACCACCUGUCACACAAGCAACUCUGAAGCUAAUUGCGGAGAGCACCAAUUUCUAUCAGCGAGCGGCGUAUGUGUUGUGGAAUCAGCUGGAUAAGGAGAGCAGGGAGCACCACAGUACCUGCGUGGAACUCUUUUACAAGUUACAUUGCCUCGCCCCAUCUGCCAACCUUUGUGAGGACAUCAUCUGCCAGGCCUUGCUUCACAAAAAUAAAGGAAUCCGAUUGGAAGCUCUCUUUAGGUUUUCGGUCUUGUGGCAUUUCACCAGGGACAUUCAAGGAAACAGGACAUCGUUCUGUACUCGUUCAUUUGAUAGGUGCCUGUUCGUGGUGUUGGACAGCCUCAACUGUUCGGACGGAGCGAUUGGGGCCGCAGCCCAGGGUUGGCUUGUCCGUGCCCUCAGCUUGAACGAUGUCUCUCGGAUCCUGGAGCCAGUCUUCCUCCUGCUUCUCCACCCAAAGACCCAACGCAACUCCAUCCAGUGCCUGAAAAAGAAAGUCAUGGGAGAUGAUCUCCGCUUGUUGUACAACAGGGUUUCCUCGUAUCCGAAGGCGUUCGGCACUCCGCUGGAAGUGGUUGAAACCAGCUCUGAGGAAAGCUUUAAGAUUUCCCACAUUUCCUCGGUGGACAGGGAUGCUCUUUGGGCUGAGGUGGAAGGAGAUCCCGAAAAGACGCUCCAGAAACAGGGCCCGAAGAAAGUUGGCAAUCACUCCAUCCACGAACCGCCUCAAAGUAGCCACCCGGAGGAAGGCAAGUACAACAGCGAACACUCGGAGUCCAUCGACACCAGCUCGGGAGCGCUCUCGUCGGGGGUCACGUCUUCAGCCUCGCCGAUGUCUCGGGGAAACCAAGACACCACCAGCACCACCGAAGAUGAAGCUCUUCUGCUGCACGACAGGGCUAACCUGGACAAAAUGGCCGCCGGAGACCCACAGCCCAAAAGCCAAUUGAUGUUGGUCCACACCGACUCUGAACGGACUCAGAUGUCACAGUCGCUGUCCAGCGAUGAGGAAGACAUAGACCUGGAAAUGCAGAUGAUCACUCGGGACAAGCUCCUGAAGCGGCAGAGGGAGAGGCAGGCCUUGGUGGAAGCCUUGUUUAAACACAUCUUGCUGUACAUCCAGCCGUACGAUUCCAAGAGGGUUCUGUACGCCUUCUCUGUCCUGGAAGCCGUGUUGAAGACCACGCCGAAGGAAUUCAUCGAGGCCCUCUCCGCCACCAUGGUAGACGUCAACACCACCAGCCAGCUGAAUCUUAUUCUGAAUCUCCUGGCCCGCCACCAGGAGUCCCUGGUGGGUCUGAGCUUCUACGGGAAGCUUCCGAGCCCGACGUUGCCCUCGUGCCACCGGCAGUCCUCGUUGAUGGAGUUGCUGACGUACCUUUGCUUGAGCUUCUUGAGGUCCUAUUACCCCUGCCAGAUGCGGCUGAGCCACAAGGAUCUGCUGGGCAACCGGGACGUCCAGGUGAACAGCGUGCAGGUCCUGGUCCGCAUCGUGACGCAGCUGAUCGCCAACGCCAAAUCGCCCGACGGCGGGGGCCUGGGGGCCAUCGGCGGCUGGCUGGCCAAGUGCAAGGUCCAGGAGUACGUGCUGCUCGCCCUCUCUGCCUCCAUGCACCUGGGCGAGAGGAGCUACACGCUCAGCUUUGGCCAGCCCAGCGACGAGCUCAUCGACGAGGGCCUCUCGGAGGAAAACCUGGUCAACUUCGGCGAGGACCAGGUCUGGAGCGAGCACCCGCUCCAGAUCGAGCUCCUCAAAUUGCUCCAGGUGCUGAUUGUGCUGGAGCACCACCUCGGCCUGUCGGCCGAUGACCCGGAGGGCUCGUCUGACCUCUCCAAGGAGUGGCACAAGGUCAUGAGUUUCCAGACGUCCAUUACGGCCAUGGGCUACGUGCCGUCCCAGCCCAUCACGGCCCAGGGGAUGUUUGUGUCUGCUGUGGUCAGGGCCUUGCAGCCACAGUACGGGUACAGCAUUCACCCACCCUGGGUCAGUCUGGUCACCCUCUCCCUGCCUUACCUCGGGAAAUCCUUGGGACUCAUCGUUGCGCCGUUUGUCGCCCAGGUCUGCAGGAACCUGGACAACCUUGUUCGACAGUAUGAAAGUGAAGAUAAAAAGAGCACUGCAAGGACGACUUCAAAGAAAGAAAACAUUCCGCCAGAUUACCCACUCACCCUUUUGGAAGGACUCACUACUAUUUCUCACUUUUGCCUAUUGGACCCCUCGGCACAGGCUAGAAAGUCUGCUACCGUGAGUGAUUCCACAAGCCUGAAGAAUGCCAAGAACGCCAUCCUUGAGGAACUGCCUCUAAUCGUCGACUCCAUGUCUCAGCUCUGGGGUGUGGUCCAAAGAGAAGCAUCCCAGAGAAAGCCCGGCAAUUCACUCAACACUAAGAAGGGCUCGUCUUCGGUAUACUUCAAGUCGACAAAGACACUUCGGCAGAAAAUCCUGGAACUCCUGAACCCAUUUGCUGCACAGAUGGGUGUUCAUCUAAUGGCAGCUGUAGCAACAGUGUGGAACAAGAGGAAAAGCAACAAGAAAAGCAACAAGAAAGUCAACCACAGCAAGGUUUUGCCAGUGGCCAGUGAAGCUCAGAUGACACUGGUGAGGUUGGUCCAAGCACUGGACACGCUCAACACCGACAGCAUCUUACAACUGAUAAAGGAAGUUGUCAAAAAGCCACCCCAAGCCAAGGGAGAAGAGAAACCAACUUUGGUUGAUAUCCCAAUGUUGCAGUUCAGUUUUGCAUUGCUUCAAAGGCUCUCCUCAGCCGAUCUGCAGGAUAUUCUUCCAUCCUUGUUGUAUCUCUUGAAAGAGUCUGUGCAGUUGAAUUUGGCUGCACCAGGACAUUUCCUGUUACUUGGAAUAAUUAAUGACUUCAUGUCAAGAAAUCCUAAUUUGGAAAACAAAAAGGAUCAGAGAGAUCUUCAGGAAGUGGCCCAAAAAAUAAUCGAAGCUGUUGGGAAUGUUGUUGGCUCUUCCUUGGAACAGACGAGUUGGCUGAGCAGAAACCUGGAAGUUAAAGCAGGGCCCCAGGUGUAUCUGGAGGAUGCUAAUACAGAUGCUGCUGAAGAUGGCUCAUUCCCCACACCGUCUGCUGUGGUGUCAACAUCAGUUGCUUCUCUGUACAGCGUGCAAGGUCUAACUUUGCUGGCUGAGCUGCUGGCUCAUCUCCUCGACAUCAUCUACCGAAGUGACGAGAAGGAGAAAGCGUUGCCGCUCAUCACUCGGCUGUUGUACUAUGUCUUCCCUUACCUGAGAAACCACAGCACGCACAACAUCCCAAGCUUCCGAGCUGGUGCUCAGCUGCUGAGCAGUUUAAGUGGCUAUGCGUACACUAAGCGUGCGUGGAAAAAGGAAGCCUUUGAUCUCUUCAUGGACCCACUCUUCUUCCAAAUGGACCUGUCCUGCAUUAAUUCCUGGAAGUCUAUCAUUGAUCACCUGCUAACUCAUGAGAAAACCAUGUUCAAAGAUUUAUUGAGUUUGCAGAGCAGUUCCUUAAAGUUAUUUCCAAAUUAUGAGCAAAAGGCGAUGCUGGUGAAGCGACAAGCAUUUGCAAUCUUCAGUGGUGAAGUUGACCAGUAUCACUUGUAUCUCCCACUCAUACAAGAGCGCUUGACAGAAACUCUUCGUGUGGGCAUGUCGUCUGUCGUAACUGCUCAGAUGUUUUUGACCUUUAGAGUGUUGUUGACGAGAAUAUCUCCUCAGCAUCUGACUUCGUUGUGGCCUAUAAUGGUGACUGAGCUGGUUCAGGCCUUCAUCCAACUGGAAGAGGAUUUACUUGAAACACUUUCGAAUAAAGCAGGUCAAAAGUCUCCAGUUAAGCAUGGAAAUGGACCGUAUUUGCUAGAUCUGGAUCAGAAGGAACUCGACAUGUAUUUCUCUGCUUGUAAAUUUUUGGAUACAGCACUCUGUUUCCCUCAAGAAGCGAUGCCUAUAUUCCAAAUGUACAGAUGGGCUUUUGUUCCUGAGGUGGACACUGAAGACUCUAAUCCACUAAGUGGCAUUGUGGAGACAUUCCAGGCAUAUAAACCGUAUGCUGUGCGGAUCUUAGAUAUCCUGAAUCAAAACUUUGGGGAAAUGAACUGUGAAGAAGACAUGACAUCCAGUAAUGUGUAUGAAUUUCCAAUCUUGACUCAACGGUCUAUUUCAAGUAUUCGGAUGCUUAUCCACUUUUUCAGAGCAUUGUGCAGCAUGUUUAAAAUCCGACAACAUGGAGCUUUUGGAGUACCUAAUGCACAUCAUCUUCAAGACCUAGAUCCUCCAACAGAAUGUGCCACUGACGCUGCCGUUGUUUUACGAAGAAUAGAAGAGAAUAUAGCAGUUGACUUUUUGGAAAUGGCAAUAGAACAUUGAGUUGAAUGUAUCUUAAUAAUAAUGACAGUAAAAUCCUAGUUACGGGAAGAAGGGUUGUUACUGAAGUCACAUGCCAACAAAAUUGCCCUUCUACUCUGUCAUUCAAACUUGUUAAAUGCGGAGUCCCAAUAUAAUAGAACAUGUGAAAGUAAGGAACUAUUUUUCUUUGUUUGCUUUGUGAAGUUUCAGUGGUUUGAUCGUGGUGCAGAGCAGAAAUGAAUUCCAUUUUCUGGGGGAUCAAUCAUUUUCAAUUUCAAUUUUCCAGCAGUUAAAUUUCCAAAUUGGUCAAGUUUAAUAGCCAAGCUGAAGAAGAGUGUGGGAGAAACUUUAGUGCAGAGCGAUUGUCCCUCAUCCAGGCCAGCAGCAACCUUACAAUAAACCUUCCUUGUCACAGCCCUUCUGUUGUUGGUCUCUCACCUAGAAAAUUGCCUGUAAUGGAAAUCAUUGCUACGAGUGUAUCUGAUAACAAAAAACUAACUUUACUAUUUAAGAUAUUGACCACUGUGAAUGUGUGUAAAUAUAAACAGUUCUGUAUAUACAUCAAUUUUCAGUCAUUGAAAUUCAUUUGUACCUAAAUUCCAUUAAAACUGCACAGAUUUUGUACCCAUUCACAACCCUCCCGCCCCCUUGUAAGUGGGCUCCACAAAAAAAUAACCCUUUAAGAUGGGCAAGAAGGUAAGCAUAAGGGUUUGCAGAAAGUUGAUUGAUCUUUCUUUAUGUUCCACAUAGUUGCAUAUUUAACACUGUGAAUGCUUGCCAAGAAUAAAUGCCUGUCCAAUGGAAA